Molecule: messenger RNA, 810 nt
Organism: Humulus lupulus (European hop)
Lineage: Eukaryota; Viridiplantae; Streptophyta; Magnoliopsida; Rosales; Cannabaceae
Exons: 1
Coding region: 1-810 (269 amino acids)
Source: RefSeq, a predicted model, not a curated record
AUGGCCCCCGCGAACAACCCAGGAGCUGGUGGGCGACCAUUGCCCCAAAUACCUGAGGAGCAAACUCCUCACACUGAAGAUUACCCACGGAGGCCUGGAAAGCAACCAAUGACAGGCCACAGUCCAGAUGAGAGGAGUGCAUCAUCUGACUCUAGGGGGCUGCCCGCUCCCAUGCUCGAUGAGGACCUUUAUUGUAAUCCUGAGAGGUACAUUCCCAUCGUGGAACUGGAGAAUCGCCAACUGUGUCAACAAUUGGCAGAGGCCACAAGGCAUAAUGAAGAAUUGGAUAAGCAAGCCGCCGAGGUCCAGGCGCCACCCCGAAGGUCCAAAGGACGUCCCUGCAAGAGCACGAUCGCUAGAAGGGCCGAACAAAGGGCUCAGCAGGCCCAGCCAAGGCCCAGGGCAAACACUGGCAAUGAACGCCCUGGAAGGAAUACUCAAGCCAAUAUUGUUGGCAACCCGACUGUGGAGGUAACUGCAGAAACAGGGAAUAACCGAUCCCCCCAAGCAGCUCGGAGCUCUAACCCUGAAUCUGUCAGGAAUAACCUAAAACCAGUCCAGGCCAAUUCUGAGCCUUCCAGGCCCAAUACUGGGAGGCCACCACCAUCGCCUAUAAGGCAUCCACCAUUUCCUAUAAGACACCCCUCAACACUCCGAGACACACCCCAACCAGCUCCUCAUAGAAACCGGGUAGGGGAGCAUGCACCACAAAGGCCAUCUCGAAGUGGCAGCCGAGACAGGAACCUUCAAACUCGACCCGGACACGGGGCGAGCGAGAGGCAACCCGAGGACAUAGGGCUGCCCAACUAG